CCCAAAUCAAUUCUUACUCCUACCACAACAUGCACAGUCCAUUGUUAUGAAUUUUCCUGGUAAAAAAAGAACUCAAUAAUUCCGGAGGACCCUAUAUAUAUCAAAUGCAUGGUCAAAAUUAUCACUUGAUGGGAAGCUUGCUACCAGUGGAUUCCAGCAAACCUAAGUUCUCACAGCUCUAUAUUUAUGACACGGAGAAUGAGAUACCGAACAGACUUCGUGCAUUAGAGAAAUCGGAAUCAUCAAAUGAGUUGGAUCCAGAAAUAGUUCAUGGCUUGAAAGAUAUGAUGGACCAACACAAUGAGUUGGCAAAGUGCUUUCGUUCUGCAAGGGAUAGAUUCCGAGAAGCGCCACAAAUAGAAUUCAAACUCAGACUACUUUGUAACCGUGAAAGAGAUGAAAGAACAUAUAAUUUGCCCACUGCAUCUGAAGUGGUUGUUCUUAUAGUCGAAGAUUUGGAUAGUAUGUCUUCUCACCGUGAUAUUAUUUUGGAGCAUAAAGAUCGCACUUUGCAACACAUUAAUGAGCUUCACCCUUCAUAUUUAGCUUUGCAAUAUCCCAUACUAUUUCCAUAUGGAGAAGAUGGGUAUAGAUAAAAGAUCAAGUAUAGACAAGUUGAAGGUAUAGAUGCUAUCAAACGG
Cuscuta europaea is the source of this 641-nucleotide messenger RNA. The record is from the annotation of a GenBank genome assembly. Lineage: Eukaryota; Viridiplantae; Streptophyta; Magnoliopsida; Solanales; Convolvulaceae.